CUCCAUCGCCUGUGGCUUAUGACAGACGGGGAAAGCGAGAAGUGGAAGCCCCGGAUCCGUCUUCAAGCGAAAAUAGAAAAGAGAUCGCUGUGUCCAGUUUUUAUCUCGUUUUUAGCGGCAUCUUUCAGUGCAGCACAAGUUCGGGGCCCGAGGAGCGGGCUGUGUCAUUGUCUGUAGGAUGUCCCGCCAUGAAGGUGUGAGCUGUGAUGCAUGUUUAAAAGGAAACUUCAGGGGGCGCAGAUACAAGUGUUUAAUUUGCUACGAUUACGACUUGUGUGCAUCUUGUUACGAAAGUGGAGCCACUACAACUAGACACACCACGGAGCACCCUAUGCAGUGCAUACUAACCAGGGUAGACUUUGAUCUGUAUUAUGGCGGAGAGGCAUUUUCAGUAGAGCAGCCCCAGUCGUUUACCUGUCCCUAUUGUGGUAAAAUGGGUUACACAGAAGUUUCUCUACAGGAGCAUGUCACUUCAGAGCAUGCAGAGACCUCCACGGAGGUGAUCUGCCCGAUAUGUGCAGCUUUGCCUGGAGGUGACCCCAAUCAUGUGACUGAUGACUUUGCUGCUCAUCUCACACUUGAACACAGAGCACCAAGAGAUUUGGAUGAAAGCAGCGGCGUGCGGCAUGUGCGCAGGAUGUUUCAUCCCGGGCGUGGGCUGGGUGGGCCACGGGCACGGAGGACUAACAUGCACUUUACUAGCAGCUCCAACACAGGGCUUUCCUCCUCACAAAGCUCAUCCUACUCUCCAAGUAAUAGGGAAGCCAUGGACCCUAUAGCAGAGCUUCUGUCUCAGCUGUCAGGUGUGCGGCGUUCAGCAGGCGGUCAGUUAAAUCCUUCGGGCCCGUCAGCCUCACAACUCCAACAAUUGCAGAUGCAACUGCAGCUUGAGCGGCAGCAGGCACAGGCAGCACGCCAGCAGCUGGAAACUGCACGCAAUGCUACACGCCAGCGCAGCAAUGCCAGCAACAUUAGUGCCAGUAUGCCACCGCCCAGCACCACAACAAACACAGUCAUAACCGAGAGCAACCCAGUGGUCACCCACAGCUCCCAGUUUCUUCUUGCACGAUUAAAUGAGCCAAAGAUGUCAGAGGUGGAGCGCCAGGCUCUGGAAAGUGAACGAGCAGACCGUAGCCUCUUUGUGCAGGAGCUACUACUGUCGACACUGAUGCGUGAGGAGAGCUCUUCCUCAGAUGAGGAUGAACGCCGAGACUUCGCUGACUUUGGUGCCAUGGGCUGCGUGGAUAUCAUGCCUUUGGACGUGGCGCUGGAGAACCUCAACCUGAAGGAGAGCUCUGCAGGCAAAGAGCCUCCACCUCCUCCUCUUUGAUGAUAUCCCACCAUCACGCAGACACUGUCCUCUGUGCUGUAACUGCCAAUGACGGUGGGCAAACACACAGCUCUCAAUUUUUUUUUCCUUUUGGCUUUUUUGUGAUUGUUUCACAUCUGUCACCUCUGUUACAUUGUAAAAAUCCAUUAAAAAGUGAGUGACAGAAAAACAAGUGAGAAUAAGCGUGUGAAAGAAUUACUAAAUACAGUGCAAAUGUGAGUGUAGGUAGCUGUGGCAGACCUCUGCUUCCUGUGUCUAACAAAAGGCUCUUCUUAUAAAUACUCCACAUUCAAAAACUGAAGACAGAAUCCUUCUCUAUUGAAGCUGCUGUGUGUAUUUAUGAAUAGUAAUUAAUAAAAAGUGCUUGGAUGAUUUA
This is a messenger RNA of Trichomycterus rosablanca, 1706 nucleotides long. It is a transcript of the gene kcmf1, whose product is annotated as potassium channel modulatory factor 1. The record is from RefSeq and is a predicted model, not a curated record. The coding region runs from base 179 to 1330 and encodes 383 amino acids. Gene Ontology annotation, molecular function: zinc ion binding. The transcript is spliced from 8 exons. Gene Ontology annotation, biological process: synaptic signaling. Gene Ontology annotation, cellular component: plasma membrane. NCBI's taxonomy places the organism in Eukaryota, Metazoa, Chordata, Actinopteri, Siluriformes, Trichomycteridae.